Messenger RNA from Setaria italica (foxtail millet), 1436 nucleotides. RefSeq lists its product as uncharacterized. The transcript has 5 exons. Gene Ontology annotation, cellular component: membrane. NCBI's taxonomy places the organism in Eukaryota, Viridiplantae, Streptophyta, Magnoliopsida, Poales, Poaceae. The record is from RefSeq and is a predicted model, not a curated record. Gene Ontology annotation, molecular function: starch binding. The coding region runs from base 106 to 1131 and encodes 341 amino acids.
AGUCCACUUACGGAGCGCACUGCGCUGCGCCGCUGCCGUGUGUCACUCAUACUACCGCUGGCUCUUCUCCUGGGGCUCUGCAGGCUGGCCGCCGUGCAUCCGCCGAUGGAAGCCGCCGCGGCCGUGGCGCGCCGCGCCGGGCUGCUCGCGCGGGCACGGCCGGGCAGCAGGGGGCGCGCGCGGGCGUGGGAACGCGGCGUCGGCUCGGCGCCGCCCGCCGCCCGGAGAAGGCUGCUCGCCGCGUCCGUCGGGGUCGGGGAGCCACUCCCGGCGCAAUCCUUGGGUGAGGUGGCCGUGGCGCUGGAGGUGCGUGAGGAUGAGUACGAGGCGAAUUCCAUUGUUUCUUCAGAAAACCUGCCUCCCCCUGACGCUGACGAGAUAGGGCCAGUUCCUGAAGCCAAGACAGUGCGCGUCAAGUUCGUGCUGAAGAAGCAGUGCGCGUUCGGGGAGCAGUUCCUCGUCGUCGGCGACGACCCGGCCCUCGGCCUGUGGGAUCCGAGCAAGGCGACCGCGUUGGAUUGGUCGGAACACCACGUCUGGACGGCGAAGACGGAUUUGCCGGCAAACAAGUUGAUCGAGUUCAAGUUCUUGCUGCGAGAAGCCUCGGGGCACGUCCGUUGGUUGCACGGCGCUAACAGAACUCUGCGAAUUACCGAGACCACAAAUACCUUGGUUGUCCACGAAGACUGGGACCACGCCAAGAAACAGAGCGUCUACGAGGAAGAAGAGCUCUCGAUCGGGGAAGAAGAUGUGAUUUCUUCAGAGGAUCUUGCAGGAAGCAACGGCACAAUGCUGGCAGAUAAUAACAUCAUAACGGAUGAGUACCUGGGGAGUGAGUCGGAAGCAGUAGUAGCAGACGCUCCUCUGCAGGGGGAAAUGAUGGUAGCAAAUGAAACGGACCAGCCACAGUUGGCGUUGCACAAAGACGAGACGGUUCUAGAAGAGCUCCUUGAAGAAGUAAAAGCAGUAGCACAAAAUGGGAGCAACAGCAACGACACCACCUUCUGCCAGGAAGGUGCCCUGCUGGCAAAUAGGCCAAGUAUAUUAGAAAACGACUUGGCCUGGGCUGGGAAAGCCAUGCAGCAGGUGCUCCGGAUCCUCGGUUUCCAGAUCGGCACAACAAAAACAUGAAAUUAGCAUCACGAAUCUGUGUGUAUGUUGCAAACUUGUUUGGGAGAAUCAGUUGUGCCUUCACCAACUCAUUUCUAUGCUGCAAGGAACGGCAGCACUGAGGAUAGCAAUUGCAGCAGGAAAACAGCAGCUGUUUCGCCCUGCACCGUGUUGCAUAUAGCAAGUAGUAGUAGUGCAAGUAUGUUCAGUUUAGGAACAGUAACUAAUAAGGUGAGCACCGUAAAAACCUCAUACUGCUUGUCAUGAAGGCAGACUCCAGCUGCCCAGUCUGGCAAUCUCAGUUCCAAUGAGAAGUUGUAUCUGUA